Messenger RNA from Salvelinus sp. IW2-2015, 500 nucleotides. Its product is annotated as gamma-adducin. Gene Ontology annotation, biological process: barbed-end actin filament capping. NCBI's taxonomy places the organism in Eukaryota, Metazoa, Chordata, Actinopteri, Salmoniformes, Salmonidae. Gene Ontology annotation, cellular component: cytoskeleton; postsynaptic density; plasma membrane. Gene Ontology annotation, molecular function: actin filament binding. The record is from RefSeq and is a predicted model, not a curated record.
UAAAGCUGAACAUCAUCGGGGAUGUGAUUGACCAGGGCUCCACCAACCUCAGGGCUGACCCGUCAGGCUUCAGCCCCCACGCUGCCAUCUACUCCAUCAGGCCAGACGUACGCUGCUGCGUCCACGUGCACACUCCUGCCACCGCCGCCGUGUCGUCUAUGAAGUGUGGCAUCCUGCCCAUCUCUCAGGAGGCCUUGAUCCUGGGUGACAUCGCAUACUACAACUACCAGGGUAGCCUUGACGACCAGGAGGAACGCCUGGCGCUGCAGAAGGCCCUCGGACCCUCAGCCAAGGUGCUGGUGCUGAGGAACCAUGGAGUGGUGGCUCUGGGGGAAACCAUCGAAGAGGCCUUUCAUUACAUCUACAACGCUCAGUAUGCCUUGUGAGAUCCAGGUGAAUGCGUUCUCGUGUGCUGGCAGCUAGACAACUGAUUGUGUUAGAUGCUGAGAAGGUAUAAGUCUCGGACCCAUGCGGUGGCCGAUGCAGGGUUCUGUCACAUG